AAUAGGAACUUCCAUUUUAGAUUUGGCUACCCAUCAGCGCCACGCUCGUUGCAAGCCGUUGCUGUCACUCCAGAUACGGUAUACCUGUACUGGAAUCUUCCCGAAACACUGAAUGCACCCAUUGCUGAAAUCAAGUACAAGAUUUCGCAACAAGCAUCUGGUCUGGCGUCACCAACCAGUAUUGCCGUUCAAGAGUACGCAGAUGGAGCUUUUUCGCCUACGACCUCCGACUCUGCAUCUUGUCUUGUAAGCCCGUGUCGAGCAAAGAUUGCUAACCUCAGACCAGCGACGGAGCCACGUCUAUUCACAAAUCCCAUCUCAACUCGCAGUUUCCUAGAGGACGCCGAGGCAAUUUCGCAAGAGGCAUCCGGUCGUACAAAGGACAUCCCUGGAACGCUCCGUCCAGACAAUGUGACCGGAUCGUCGUUGUUGCUUCGAUGGAACAGUCUGCAAGCCGAGCAACCACCAUCGGUCAUUUCAGUCCAGUAUAAAGAGACAGGUGGCACAAGUGGAUGGAAAUCGCCAUCGAAUGCUUCGUUCGACCCUUCAGUAUCAACUAUCCUUGUUCUCAUAAAUGGCCUGCUCUCUGCCACCUCCUAUGAUUACCGGUUCGUUGCCGCCUACUCAGGAACGUUUACGAUUGAAAAUCGAGCGAUCGGAUUCAAGGAGUAUUACUACCAAGGUGUCCAACAAGCCAAAACGAAAGCUGGUGUGCCAACUGCACCGGUGCAAGUGGAAGCCCGAAUGGACGAAGAGGGAUGGAUUGUAUCGUGGAAAGAACCAACCAGCGAUGGUGGCUCGCCGAUUACUAGUUAUGCUGUUGAGGUACAAGCAUGUUGCUGCUAA
Molecule: messenger RNA, 846 nt
Organism: Cooperia oncophora
Lineage: Eukaryota; Metazoa; Nematoda; Chromadorea; Rhabditida; Trichostrongylidae
Source: the annotation of a GenBank genome assembly